Messenger RNA from Lingula anatina, 1079 nucleotides. RefSeq lists its product as uncharacterized. The record is from RefSeq and is a predicted model, not a curated record. NCBI's taxonomy places the organism in Eukaryota, Metazoa, Brachiopoda, Lingulata, Lingulida, Lingulidae.
CUGAUCCGUAUCACUUGUCACGCUGAUUUAAUGAGGGUGCUCUAUUAUUACGUACGUCACAAGUCAUUCCUCUCUCCUGCCAACCAUUAUUAUAACAACACCCAUCAGAUAAAAAGUAUUCUGUCUUUUGCAGCUUUGGCGGACACGGAUUUCCCUGAUAGUUUGCAGUGGCUGGUGGAUUCUACUGUCCUGUAGUCCCAGUCAUUGCCGCUUUGUUAUUCGAGUGAACACGGGUAUGCCAGAGACUUGAGUGAAAAAGAUGAAUUCCAUGUUAGCACUGCCAAUAUGUUCCAAGACAUCACUGGAGGUACUGCUGAGAGAAAUUUUACAUGUAGUUGUGGUGAUUGUGGCCUGGGGACACGUUGUAUAUCUCUACACGGAAGAGGAAUACCCGUGGGGACUUGAGAAGAAUUGGCAUUUCGCCUUCAUUCGAUGGGUUGAUAUAACGAUGCACUGGGCCUCAGGUUGUCUCUAUCGCAGCCGGCUACAUCUGUUCAUGGGUGUUUGGCAUAUCAUGAAAUUACCGAGCAUAGUUAAUAGCUUUGAUGAUGCAAUCCCGGGCAUUGGAGAAAAACUACUGUAUUUUACCCCAUGCAACGCUCUGGACACAACGUCUUACGUUUCCACUGCUAUGACGUCAACUUCCCUGAAUGCAAAAGUGGUGGGCUCCUUGCUGUAUGGCUUGCUGAAAUGGCAUGGCUUUUAUUACUGACCGUUUUUCCUACAUGAUAUAACAUAUAUGAGGUGCACGAUGGGAUUUUCGUGAAUUGUGCAUUUUUCGAUUUUUAUAUUUAUAAGAUUUUAAAAGGGGUGAAGUUUUACCGAUUGUACGGAUAUGUUUAAGAUUAAUUAGAGAUUUAUGUUCGAUAACACGAACUGUCGUCUGCCAUAAAAAAAGCGAAAAACGUGAACCGUUUUAUAAUUUUAUUGUAAAUUUGCAUUCUUAAAGAAAGUUUUAAUUAAAUGUUUUAAUUUACUUUCACAAACUAGGUACUUUAAAUGAUUAUUUAAAUUUUCAGUAAUUAUAUUGUGUUCAAUUUUAUUGUCUGUAAUUAAAUAUUCAUUUAUUUUUACUAUUA